Bursaphelenchus okinawaensis is the source of this 2830-nucleotide messenger RNA. The record is from the annotation of a GenBank genome assembly. NCBI's taxonomy places the organism in Eukaryota, Metazoa, Nematoda, Chromadorea, Rhabditida, Aphelenchoididae.
AUGCAACUAAUUGGGUAAGUUUUGAGAGAACGGAACUCGCCCGAGUGAUAACGCCGCCGGCCGAGGUUGUUUGUCUUCUCUACGGUAAAUUAAUAUAAGUGGUGGCGGAUUAGGAUCUCAUGAAGAAGCCAUCGUUUCCGGAGUGGCAUAGUUGUCCUGGAAACUGGCCACCGUACCCCUACAGCACGCCCCAAUCCCAAAUCCAUUUUCCUAACACUGCUGGCUUCGGCGCCAGUUCGGGGCCGGCGUCGGCCGCUUACCUGUCUUUAUCAGGUAAUUAGGUCAAUAAUCUGUUGCCACAUUCGGCAUUCCCCUAAUCCACAAGAUCACUGCCAUCCGCACGCAAAGCCUCAGGGCUUUAUUGGCUUUUCAUUAUCCGCAUUAAAGCCACUUUAUUCCCUAUAAUCUUAAAUACCUUAAUCGGAUUCGCCGCUUUCAACUGUUUUAAAUGUCCCAAACUGUCGAGGCCCUGUACUUUUAGCCGAGAUUAUCCUUGGGAGGCCCCUUAAUUAGCCUGAAAUGGGUUUUGAACCUGAUUUUUUUAUUUGAUUUUGAGUAUUUCAUCUAUUUGUGAAUAUUAUAGUUGGCCUAAAGGUUUAGGUAGAUAGCACGGUGCAAUAAUCAGAUAUUUACAUGGCUAAACUGAUUGUCUCAAUUUGAUUGAUAAAGGUUAAUAUGCUGUAAAGCUUUAGCCAAACUGAUAUAAUAAAAAAAGAUCAAGAACUUUUAAAAUCAACUAGCAACCUUAUGGUCAAAAAGUUUGUAGAAAUGGUCUUGAUCUUUAGUUUUAGCCGUUUUAAAACUCAACUAGACGAAAUUCUAGUCUAUAAUAACACAAACCGUUCCUGACUAGCACCCCACCUACUAUAAUAUUCACAAAUCGUUUUCCAAAAGUUCUCCACCAAAACACUUACUCCCCGUCUGGUUACCGUACCCCCGACUGAUAAGUGAUAGGGUCCCUCGAGUGGAAUCGAUUGCGAAAACCCGUUGAUUAUGCAAAUCCUGGACUCGUCGCCUGAGGGGAGAGAAGCGACUGUUCAUUCAAAAGUUUUAUUUGGGUUGCGAUUAGUCCCAUUUCUUUAUACUCCAACAACUAAUCAGCUUUCGUGAUAAUCAGCUUUGUAUUAGGCUUAUCCGCUUAUCUUUCCAGGCCGAACAAUCUCUGGAAUCCCUUCAACUACAGUAUGGUCUACAGUACGUUCGCGUCGUACCAUUUACCUUCAGCCUCGACCAGUUCCACCUCGACGCCUGGUACUCCCAAUGGAACUAGUGGUACCCCGUUCGGGCAGUAUCCAUCGAUGACAAAUCCUUUGAUGCCUGUGGCAAUGUUUUCGAAUAUUGGGGGUCACAAUGGUAAGAUUAACUAUACUGUUUUCGAAAUGACUACCUUACACUUGCCUCUGAAUAAUAUACCUUGCUUUUGUGAGAAUACAACAGCUUUUGUCUGGAAUGUUAUUUAUGGUAUAACAUAUUAAUAGCAGUAUGUGUUAUUCAUUUAUAUCUGUGAUAGCAUUUGUUAUAUUAGUAUAUGUGGACACUAAUACUUCGUAAAUUCUCCUAACUUGAAUAUUUUAGGGUUACCACCAAGAAAAAAUCGUAGAGAACGAACCACCUUCAACAGACAUCAACUAGAAGUGUUGGAAAGUCUAUUUAACUCUACUCCAUACCCAGAUGUCUUUACGAGAGAGAAGAUCGCCGAACAGAUCCAUCUACAAGAAUCUAGGAUUCAGGUAAGACAAGCUUCUAAUUUAUAAAACUUCAAAGAAAAAAGAGGGCUACGCUGUGUAAAACAUCUCAAACUUUAGGUAUGGUUCAAGAAUCGUCGCGCAAAACAACGUCAACAAGACAAGCAGAAGCCGAAGCCGCCGACCGUAGCUUCCAUGAAGCAAGAGGCGGCUAAACGAGCUGCAGCGGCCGCGGCAGCUGCUGCCAACAAUGUGAACAACAACAGUUUUGAGAUGAAUAAGGACUCAAGUCAUUCAAGUGAAAUGUCAUCACCUGCUCAGAAUUCAGAUGCCUUAUGUCAGUCCACCUCUUUCGAUGGAAGAGACCUGAGUUCUCACGAUGUUAACCAUGAUGAUGACAAGGCAACCUUUGAGUAAGUUUAUAAGAAUUCUUGUUUAAAUAUUGUAAGAUUAUGAGCUUACAAGUCUAGUAUAUAUGGUAGUUAUAAUAUAAAAAGUAAAUCUCACAACAAUGUAAUUCUAGAUGUCUAGCAAAGCUGAAUCCCUCAGAAGAACCCAUCCCACAACCCACGUUGGAGCUCCAACCUCACCUCACCGUGGACCUUCCUGUAGCUCACCCACCUCUUCUACCAGAACCCAAAAACAAUCUGACGCCCAUAGAAUCCUCUACAGAAGCGCCCACGAUGAAUCCAGAAGAACUGAGCCAGCUGAACCUCCUGAAGGCCGACUCAACCAGUGCUCUGGUCGGGGCGGGGAUGAGUUCUGCCAACCUGGGGGUGUCGUUGAUGGAGUACAACAAGGGCCUUCCAGAUGCCAGCGUUCUCUUGGGCCAAGCUUCGGCCAGACAAACCGACCUCAACGAGAUUCCCUGGUGUACGGACGGAAACUCUUUGGCCGCGUCGUUCGGCCUCGGCUCUGCUACUCCGAUCUACUCUGCUCAGAACACUUUGAAUCCUUACCUAUCGUACCCGAGUAUGGGUUACUACGGUAACAUGGGCUUUGACACCUCACUCGGCUAUCCUGGCUACCCAUUGGUCACCCCAACCUCGACUGUACUUGAAGAAGGACAAACGUACUCCGUAAUGCAGAACUCACAGAACGUACCCGCUUACACGAACCCAUACUUCUUCCCAGGACAAUGUUAA